This is a messenger RNA of Acanthosepion pharaonis, 630 nucleotides long. NCBI's taxonomy places the organism in Eukaryota, Metazoa, Mollusca, Cephalopoda, Sepiida, Sepiidae. The record is from the annotation of a GenBank genome assembly.
AUGUGGCUUAUCCGUCAUUACCACAAGAAUAAUCGAUUUCAUCCCAUCCAGGAUCGAUUUAGUACAAAUACAAGCCUCCACUGUGAAAUCACCCCACAACACUCUUCAUUUUCACCUUCUCACCCUCAUCACUCUUUUCUUACCAUACCCUUCACCUUCUCCAUUUUCCUUCUCAAACUUCAUCUCUUAACUACUCUGUCUCUCUCUCCCCCUCCUCCUAAGAAGUUUUCCUUCUCCGACUCUAUUACCUCCUUCUCUCAUCUUCUCCAUCUGUUCAUCUUUUUCCUUUUUCUCUUAUUUUCACUUCCUCCUUCUUACACCUCAUCUUUCUUCUCUCAACUUCUCCCAUCUUCUCUCACCAUUUCUUCAUCAUUCUCUUACUCCUCUAAUUUUUCUCCUCCUCCUUUUCACCUUCUCCAUCUCUUCCCCUAUUUCUCCCACCGCUUCUCUCCUCAUCUCUUCAUUGAGGGGCUUAUCAUCGACAAAUCAGUCACGUUCUCCUUUUCUAUCUCUAUCUGUUCUUUCUCUUUCCCUGUUUGUCUGUCUUUCUCUCUCUCUCUCUCUCUCUCUUUAAUUGUCUGCGAACAGUGGAAUUGUUCCUGCACUUUUUCCGGCACAUCGGAACAUUAA